Molecule: messenger RNA, 1681 nt
Organism: Solanum stenotomum
Lineage: Eukaryota; Viridiplantae; Streptophyta; Magnoliopsida; Solanales; Solanaceae
Product: aspartic proteinase-like
Exons: 14
Coding region: 48-1583 (511 amino acids)
Biological process (GO): lipid metabolic process; proteolysis
Molecular function (GO): aspartic-type endopeptidase activity
Source: RefSeq, a predicted model, not a curated record
UUAUUCCACCUUUUUCUCUCUUUUCUUGUUUCAUCAAACUGGUCAAUAUGGAAGUAAAAACCUUUCUUGUUGCCUUUUUUCUCUCAACACUGUUAUUUCCUCUGGCCUUCUCCACAUCAAAUGAUGGCUUGGUUAGAAUUGGUUUGAAAAAGAUCAAAUAUGAUCAAAACAACCGGCUUGCUGCUCGCCUAGAGUCCAAGGAGGCGGAGGCUUUGCGGGCCUCUAUUAGGAAGUACAACUUCCGUGGUGAUCUUGGGGCGUCUGAGGAUACAGAUAUUGUUGCACUAAAGAACUAUAUGGAUGCUCAGUACUUUGGAGAGAUUGGUGUAGGCACUCCCCCUCAGAAGUUCACUGUGAUCUUUGAUACUGGUAGCUCUAAUUUGUGGGUGCCUUCAGCAAAGUGUUACUUCUCAGUCCCUUGCCUUUUCCAUUCCAAGUAUAAGUCGAGCCAAUCAAGUACUUAUAAGAAAAAUGGGACGUCUGCUGCAAUUCAUUAUGGCACUGGAGCAAUAUCUGGAUUCUUCAGUCAAGAUAAUGUCAAAGUUGGUGACCUUGUUGUGAAAAAUCAGGAGUUCAUUGAGGCAACCAGAGAACCCAGUGUAACAUUUUUGGUAGCCAAGUUUGAUGGUAUAUUGGGUCUUGGAUUCCGUGAGAUUUCUGUUGGAAAUGCUGUUCCAGUAUGGUACAACAUGGUCAAACAGGGUCUUGUCAAGGAGCCUGUCUUCUCAUUUUGGCUCAAUCGAAACAAAGAGGAAGAGAAAGGUGGUGAAAUUGUGUUUGGUGGGGUUGAUCCUAAGCACUUUAGGGGAAAACACACUUAUGUCCCAGUCACACAGAAGGGUUAUUGGCAGUUUGAUAUGGGUGAUGUUCUGAUCGAUGGCCAAGCUACAGGUUACUGUGACGGUGGAUGUUCUGCAAUUGCGGAUUCAGGAACUUCUCUCUUGGCUGGUCCAACGACUGUAAUCACUAUGAUUAAUCAUGCCAUUGGGGCCUCUGGUGUUGUUAGCCAACAAUGCAAAACUGUUGUUCAACAGUAUGGGCAAACAAUAAUGGAUAUGCUUUUAACAGAGGCAAACCCAAAGAAGAUCUGUUCACAGGUUGGGUUGUGCACCUUUGAUGGAACUCGAGGCGUAAGCAUGGGCAUUGAAAGUGUUGUAGAUGAGAAAGCUGGCAAAUCGGCAGGACUGCACGAUGCUAUGUGCUCUGCUUGUGAAAUGGCAGUUGUAUGGAUGCAGAACCAACUUAGACAGAACCAGACUCAGGAUCGCAUUUUGAACUAUGUGAAUGAGCUCUGUGAGCGACUUCCAAGCCCAAUGGGACAAUCAGCUGUUGAUUGUGGAAACCUUUCUGGCAUGCCUAGUGUUUCCUUCACAAUCGGUGGCAAAAAGUUUGACCUCGCACCUGAGGAGUACAUACUCAAGGUGGGCGAGGGUCGCGCUGCACAAUGUAUUAGUGGCUUCGUUGCUUUGGACAUUCCUCCACCCCGUGGACCUCUUUGGAUAUUAGGGGAUGUCUUCAUGGGUCGAUAUCACACAGUCUUUGAUUCUGGAAAACUUAGAGUUGGAUUCGCUGAAGCAGCUUAAUGAAACCAAAAAAUGCAAGCCACUACCAGAUGUUGUUGUGUAGUGACUUGCCCUUAAAAUAAGUCUUUAUCAGCAAAUGGGAUUGUAAAAGUUUGGAC